Molecule: messenger RNA, 1410 nt
Organism: Penicillium atrosanguineum
Lineage: Eukaryota; Fungi; Ascomycota; Eurotiomycetes; Eurotiales; Aspergillaceae
Product: CRAL-TRIO domain-containing protein
Exons: 4
Coding region: 1-1410 (469 amino acids)
Source: RefSeq, a predicted model, not a curated record
AUGGCGGACAUUCCAGAGAACUCUGCUCCGGGAUACGUAGGGAGGCUGGAUGCCUCACAGCAAGAGAAACUUCACCAGUUUUGGCGGAUUCUGAUGCAAUCCUGGGAUUCAACCAUUCCCGGCCCUGAUCCCGCCCGCAAAUUAUCAGUCUCCUCUAGUGGCACUACGAAGCCGCAUCGGCGUUUCUUCUCCCUAGGGCGAGCACAGACUCAGCCCACAGAGGAAGAGACCACCGCCGUCCCACCCAAUCUACUCUCCACAUUGAAAAGCCUAGGCGCAGGCCCAGAUGAGAUCAAAACUAUCAACACACUUUGUCAAAGGCUCCCAGGGGACAAAUUGCGGGCAGCUCUAAUCUCGGCUCUCAAGCAAGAUCAUCCGGACGCGCUUUGCCUGCGUUUCAUCCGGGCCGAAAAGUGGAACAUUCCCAAGGCAUGGAUCAAGCUUGUCUCGGCCCUGAACUGGCGAGUCAAUGAGUACAAGGUCGAUGAAGAAGUCCUUCUCAAAGGUGAAGGAUAUCAUCUGGAGAAAUCGCGACAGAGUGGAGACUCAAUUGAGAAAAAGGAUGGCCAGGGCUUUGUGCAUCAGCUGAAAACUGGCAAGGGUCACUAUCAUGGAGCUGAUAAGUGGGGUCGUCCCAUCUGCAUCGUCCGCGUACGGACCCAUAAUCCCAGUGACCAGACGCUUAAGGGAUUGAACGACUACAUCAUUCACUGCAUUGAGACUGUGCGCUAUUUGCAGGUUCCGCCUGUGGAAACAAUGGCCAUUGUCUUCGAUCUGACCUCAUUCAGUCUAUCCAACUGGGACUUCCCUCCUGUCAAAUUCAUCAUCGACAGCUUUCAAGAAAAUUAUCCCGAAUCUUUAGGAGCCUUAAUCUUCUACAAUGCCCCUUGGAUCUUCUCCGGAUUCUGGAAAAUAAUCCACGGUAUCCUCGACCCUGUAGUCGCCGCAAAGGUUCACUUCAUCAGCGGCGCUAAAGAGCUCGAAAAGAUGGUCCCCCGAUCCCAAAUUAUCAAAGAGCUUGGCGGCGAAGAAAACUGGGAAUACGAAUACGUCGAGCCUAGCCCAAAGGAAAACGAUAGACUGAAAGACUCCACCACGCGUGAGGGCAUCCUCGUAGAAAGAAAAAAGCUUGGCGAUGACCUUUUCACACUGACAACUGAAUGGAUCUCAACGUUCAAGAGCGAUCCAUCACCGACUAGUCGCGAUGACGUGAUCAGAAAGCUGCGCGAAAAUUACUGGCAGCUUGAUCCUUACGUGCGUGUGCGGAGUGUUUUGGAUAGGACUGGUGUUAUCAAUGAAAGUGGAAGAAUUGAUUUCUAUCCUAUGAAGGUUUCACCCGAGGUGAACGAGAAGUCCAAGAUUUUACCAGAGCAUUUGGAUAAUGCACAAAUUCCCGCCGUCGCUGCUUAG